This is a messenger RNA of Fibroporia radiculosa, 2274 nucleotides long. RefSeq lists its product as uncharacterized. The transcript has 12 exons. The record is from RefSeq and is a predicted model, not a curated record. The coding region runs from base 1 to 2274 and encodes 757 amino acids. NCBI's taxonomy places the organism in Eukaryota, Fungi, Basidiomycota, Agaricomycetes, Polyporales, Fibroporiaceae. Gene Ontology annotation, cellular component: nucleus; P-body; CCR4-NOT core complex. Gene Ontology annotation, biological process: regulation of DNA-templated transcription; nuclear-transcribed mRNA poly(A) tail shortening.
AUGGCGGCCAGAAAGCUGCAAACCGAAAUUGACCGCACGCUCAAGAAGGUCUCGGAGGGUGUCGAGCUCUUCGAGAGCAUAUACGACAAGAUGCAAGCAUCUACCAACCAGACACAGAAGGAGAAGCUUGAGACCGACCUGAAGACGCAGAUCAAGAAGCUGCAGCGUCUUCGAGACCAAAUCAAGACCUGGGUGGCGAGUAAUGAUAUUAAAGACAAGACUGCCCUUCUCGAGAACCGAAGAUUGAUUGAGACGCAAAUGGAGAAGUUUAAAGCAUGCGAGAAAGAGAUGAAGACAAAGGCUUUCUCCAAAGAAGGUCUUAUUCAGUCUGCCAAGCUCGAUCCCAAAGCCCAGGAGAAACUUGAAAUUACACAAUGGGUACAGAAUCAGGUCGAAGAUUUGCUACUGCAAGUUGAACAGGCGGAAGCGGAGGUUGAGACGCUGCAAGGUGGUGGAAAGAAAAAGAGCAAGGCGGGGGCGGCAGCAGAACGACUGGAAGCGCUUGAACAUUUGAACGAGCGCCGGAAAUGGCAUAUCAGUCGGCUGGAAAUCAUCUUACGGCUGUUGGACAAUGGCUCAAUGGCAACAGAAAGGGUGACUGGUUUGAAAGAUGAUGUCCAGUACUUUGUGGAAAGCAACACGGACGAAGACUUCGACGAGGAUGAAGGUAUAUACGAUGAACUGAAUCUCGACGAAGAGGAAGAAAAAUUCGGUUUGGCAAACGACGAUGAUAGCGACGAAUCAGACGAUGCGAGUGAAGAUCUCCCACCACGAACACCGUCAAAGAAACACGAUGAAGAGAGUGUUGCGAGCAGUCACAAACGAGAUGGAAGUCCUGUGAUGAAGAAACCUGGUGUCCCACUACAAUUGCGCAAGCCUUCAAUAGUUGGCGAUACACCGAAACCACCACCAAAUCCAAAUUUUGUACAGCAACCCAUGUCGAGCAUACUGAAAGCAGGAUUAUCUACACAGCCACGACAGCCAGUACUUCCCGUACGGUAUGCUGUUGCCGCAGCCGCCGGAGUCGCACCAUCACCAACGACACAACAAUCCGCGUCACAGCCACCGCAGACACCCUCAGCCGCCUCGUCAAGUCAACCUACAGCGCCUACGGCGCCAUCAAUAUCAACGACGAUAGCAACACCAUCGUUGGCUCCAGAUCAAAUUUCUGCCAUAACAUCUUCACCAAGUCUGACACACCCUUCAGUCACGAGCCCCAUGCUUUCUUCGGCCUCGGUUUCUGCACAACAGGCGGAUAGCUACUCUGUGCGUGAUUCACCAGCACUAUCAGAAGCAAUACCUGCGGCAACAUCGUCACCACAACGUGUGCUGCGGAAAGCUUCCAUAUCAUCGCCGACAGCUCUGCAAGCGCUGAGUAUGACGCAAACAGCUGCCAUGGACCUGCAACAGCCACCACAUCCAAAUGGGAACGGCGCAGCUGUUCUAGCACAGCACCAACAAACAACGAUGUCAGGGCUCUCACCUUUGCCUCAACAAGCGCAGGCAUUCGCGAGCACUUCGGCCGCGAUCACGCCCAACGCCACGUCGAGUGGCUCAUCGCCAUUGCCACCACUAUCGCAGCAGCAAGCCCAACAACAGAUGCCGCAAUACCCUCCGGGUGUCAAGGUUCAUACAGCGGCUACAACCGAGCAGCAACACGCACUUCCACUGGGAGAGGCGCCGCAACAAAGUGCAAGUGUACAAAGACCGACAUCGACGGCGCCUUCGCAGAUGCCACCACAGACGCAGCAACAACAGCCCAGGCCAAACGCUUUCCCCGGCUCGUUGUCGGAUCUGGUGGUGUCGUUCGAAAAUGUGAAACAAAAGGCCCCGCAUCGUAUGUCGAACCUCGACCAGGUACACAAAGUGUUGCAGGGAAGCUAUUCGAGUAUGCCUCAACCACAGGAUACAGAGAAGCCCAAGUACUACGUGCCGCGCAACCCCAUUCAAACGCCGUCGUAUUAUCCGCAGUCACCAAAUCCAGUGCUCAAUACGGCGGGAAUCUUCUCGCAGCUAGAUGUCGAGACACUGUUCUAUGUAUUCUACUUCCUGCCAGGCACGUAUCAGCAAUACCUUGCAGCGAAGGAAUUGAAGAGGCAGUCGUGGCGAUUCCAUGUCAAGUAUCUGACAUGGUUCCAGCGCCACUCAGAGCCCCAGGCGAUCACGGAAGAGUAUGAGCAAGGAGUAUACGUCUACUUCGAUUGGGAAGGCUCAUGGUGUCAACGCAAGAAGAGUGAUUUCCGUUUCGAAUACCGGUAUCUGUCGGAAGAUUGA